This is a messenger RNA of Trichoderma harzianum CBS 226.95, 1350 nucleotides long. RefSeq lists its product as hypothetical. The transcript is spliced from 2 exons. The record is from RefSeq and is a predicted model, not a curated record. Lineage: Eukaryota; Fungi; Ascomycota; Sordariomycetes; Hypocreales; Hypocreaceae. Gene Ontology annotation, molecular function: catalytic activity. Gene Ontology annotation, biological process: nucleoside metabolic process. The coding region runs from base 119 to 1162 and encodes 347 amino acids.
GCCUCAUCCUUACAGCUUCAUUGAUGCCCAAGCCAAAUUUAACAAUCUAAACGCGUUUUAUGACCAACUUGUUACCUCUCAUCAUACCAAAUCGACAUCUUAUUAGCAAACCCGACCAAUGUCAGAUAAUCACACCCCGCCGAGCAGUCGGCAUGAGUUCAAGAUCGCUAUUCUUUGUGCCUUGCCGCUGGAGGCAAGCGCCCUCCAAGGAGUAUUUGAUGCCCACUGGGACGCUGAAAAGUAUGGAAAAGACCAAGUAGACACAAACGCUUACUCACUCGGUGUUCUUGGGUCUCACAACGUUGUUCUUGUGCAUAUGGCCAACAUGGGAAAGGUUGCCGCCGCAGUUGCCGCCGCCAACCUUCGCACCAGCUUUCGCGGAAUUCAGCUUGCACUGGUGGUCGGAAUAUGUGGUGGCGCGCCUUUCGGGCCCUCUGGUGAACUUUUCCUUGGCGACGUUGUCAUCAGUGAAGGACUGGUUCAAUACGAUCUCGGGAGGCGAUUGCCUAACACAUUUGUACGAAAGGACACCCCUGGAGAAAACCUACCAAGGCCGAGACCUGAAGUUCGUGCGAUUCUAGCCAAACUACAGACUGACCAAGGCCGGCAACAAUUGCAGAAUGAAAUGCUGGAACAUCUUCAAUUAUUGCGUCAGCGAUCUGAUCUUACGAUACCAUACCCGGGAGCGAUGAAUGACCGAUUAUUCAUGCUGAAAUACCUCCACAAGCACCGUCGGCCGUCAGUAUGUGUAGUAUGUUAUAGAGAUGAGUUAUGCUCUUCGGCUAUGGAAACAAAUUGUGAGAAGCUUGGAUGCAGAGGACUGGAUCGCAUCCGGAUAGUAAAUGCAUCAAACGAGCCCCAACCUAGUGUUCACUUCGGACUUGUGGCCACAGGAGACACCGUCAUGAGAUCUGGAAAAGUCCGAGAUCAUAUUAUUACCCGCGACAAAGUAAUCGCUUUCGAAAUGGAGGGUGCGGGAGUAUGGGAGACAUUUCCAGCCGCUCUAGUCAUCAAAGGUGUAUGUGACUACGCAGACAGCCACAAAAACAAAACAUGGCAGGCCUACGCAGCUGCCACAGCGGCUGCCGCUACCAAAGCCUUUUUGGAACAUUGGGAAAUAACUUGCCUGAGCACUCACAAGAUAACUCUACUGAGUAUCUAAAGACGAGGCAGUUUGAAACGAGAGAGUUGGAGAUAAUGAAAAAAUUCAAUACCUCGCCCUACCGAGAUCGCAAAGAUCGAAACCCAGACAGAGUAGUUGGAACAUGCGAAUGGUUUAUUCAGCACCACCUUUUCCAAGAUUGGAGAGAUAGCCCUGCUUCAAGACUCCUUUGGGUCUCUGCUGACCCA